CGAGUCGCAAGGUUUCUCACAAAAUCGUCAGUGGCGAGCGAAAGUAUGCUGAAACCCGAGUUUAAACUGCCGUGAACAGCACUAUGUCGUGUCAGUUAGUGAAGAUAGCAGCAAUUAGUAACGUCGCCAGAGUCAAGUCCUACUUGUUUCCAAGCGGUCAAGAACAACAGGGAGACGACGCAGCAUCAAAGGCAGCCAUCGAUGCUUGGGAUUGGCCCUUGGAAAAUGAACAGCCGGCAGAAGCUAAGUCAGCCAAGGAGGAGGACAGGUGGCUGCAAGAUUGUGUUGUCGCGCUGUCAUCGACGGCCGAUGUUCUGGCACUGGCGAGGGAAAAUACAGUCGUGUUUCUCACGGCCAAGCAUGGUAUAUCUGAGAGGAACGACUGGAAGUACGAGGUGUCAUUCCACAGUCAGCUGCGCGCAGCAAACGGUGACUCUGUCUGUGCCAUGCUGUGCUUGCCAAUGAGCUCCCAGAAGAGGAGCUACCAGGGAGGACCUGACUGGACCUGCAUUGUGGUCGGCUUCAAAUCCGGCCAUGUCCACAUGUACACUGAGGAUGGGCGUUUGCUUCUGAACCAGCUGCUUCACGAGGAGCCCGUGCUGUCGCUGAAGUGCCAGACGUACGUGGCGCGUCGUUUCAGCGGUUUUGGAGAGCAGCAAGACGAAGUGCGGGUCACUUAUCCCCAUGCCAUCGUGUGCCUCGAGGGAUUCGGUUUGUUCCAAACACUUCGAGCUUGUCGGAAUCAGCUGGCUAGAGGUGGCGCUGGCAAUCAGGGUCCCACGGUGACUCCCCCGCCGUUGAGCUACAAAAAGUGGGGGCCCCAGGACAUACGUCAUGUGGGAGACUGUGAGGCCGUAGGAACCGUGGCUCCACGGCCGUUUGACCAGAUGGUGACAGAGUCGAUCCGCAAGGCCCACAGCGGCAUGAUGCGGUUCUCUGCUGCUGCCUCAAGCCUCAUUUGUGCAACGGGCACAGACCCGUACGUCGGCUUCUACUAUGCCAAGGAGGGCUUUGUUCAGCCGCACCUCACGGAUGUUGCUGUUGCAGUGGCAUCACGGGUGAAGACCUUCCUCGCUGACUCCCUUCUGGGCAAGCUCACCAAGACUCAGCAGGAGGAAGCCAAAGCCCCUCCGAUUGAACCUGCUUCCGGUGUACCGUUGCGGUGCGGCAUCUUCGACAAGCACCGUAAGGGCAUGCGAAUCUUCCUGUCCCCGAGCAAGCAGUUGGCCGCCGUCACCGACAGCGUCGGCAGGAUUGUUCUGUUCAACGUCUUCCAGAACACUGCAACACGCAUCUGGAAAGGCUACCGAGAUGCUGAGUGCGGCUGGGUUGAAGUGGAGGACAGUUCACCAGACACGGCGAUCAACGGAGUGCCGAGGAGAACGCAGUUCCUCAUUGUCUACGCACCGCGCUGGGGUGUUAUUGAGGUGUGGUGUCCUCAUCAGUCUUCGAGGGUGGCUGCUUUUGCAGUUGGAAAAGGUGGAAGGCUACUGUACAGCAACUACACACUAAUGGGCCUGAACAAUGUCCUGGUGAAGACUGUACGGCCAAACACCUACCCGUGCUGCUACAUGACCUCUGAGGGCAAGCUGUAUGCUGUGGCCGUUCCUUUUCAUCGUGUCCUCAGUGAACGCAGCCGCGCACGUGACUGGCAGCUUCUUAACGAGGUCCAGGUGCUGCUGAAGGAAGCCGAUCCACCGAUCGACGAGGCCCAGCUGGUGGCAAAGCUUGGCCGCCUUUUGCGGGACAUGAAAGCAGCCAACGUGCAGCAGCAGGCUCUGGAAAAGAUUGUCCAUAGCAGCAAGGCGUCGCAUUUCGUCGUUUCCACAGUACUCGAGGUGCUGGAACCAAGGUCUCAGGAACCACAAGCAUCGGAAGACGAAGAAGUCAGCUGCGACUUCGAUGCCGAGCUGUUGCACGAGACCUGCCGACGACUCCGGCAGCUUUGCCGCCUCCACAAGGCUGUAGACAAGUCGCAAGUCGAUGACAUUUACGAGCCAUCGUCGGAAGAUGUUUCACCAGAGGAGCUAGCAGACGAACUGUCCAUGCCACUCAAGAAAGUGUCACGUGUGUUGACGCACGUCUCGCGUUACCUGUCACUCUGGACAUCUAGCUCCAGCAAGCGGGUGACCUUUGGUGACGAGAACCCUGUUGCACUGCCUGUGUUCCUCGGCUACUUCGACAUUGGCGAUAGUCGUCGCUUGGCAAGGGAUCGAAAUGUUGAGUCUCCCCUGCCCGUGACGACCAAGGCAGAUGCCGACUGCAAGCAACUUGGACACCUUCUGUUCUCAAGAGCACUGGCAUCCAGCGGCUGUCAUCCAUUGCUCCUGGAAGCUCUGAGGAAGUCCGGGAUUGCACCAUCUUCACUAGUGCAAUCCCUCCUGCAAGAAUGGUUGUCAUCCACGUGGGCCAUGACCAACAAAAGGAGCUGGUGCCUGUUCAGUUCGCUCCUCAAGUCACUCGUGGAAAUGGCUGGAGAAGAAGCUCACUUCACAGCAUCAAUGACAAUGUCACCGUGGUGGCGGAGCAUUCGGACGGUGCUGGCCGCAUCAUCAAACGUUCCGGCAGCCUACAUCGGAGCAGCCAUUGUUGGCUAUGCGGCAAGAAGCUUUCUCCAGUUUCCAAGUCCACGAAAAGAUGAAGCUACCAAUGCUGCAGAAGAAGUGCCUCAGCCAACAGAAGAAAACGAAGGCACGGCACUACAAAAACUGUCGGGGGUGCAACUGCUUCCCUCCGGGGACCGUGAUGAUCCAGUCAUCAUCAACGAUGAGGGCGAAAUCGAGGAAGACAGCUGGGAGCCCGUGGUCAUCGAGUGUGAUCACUGGGAGUCUCUGCUGUGCAAGCUGGAGGACGUACUGGUGCUGGCGUCACUGCUGAGGCGCUCCUGCAAUCAGCGCCAGCUCUUCCCCGAGCACCGCGAAGUUUCCCUUUCCUCCCUCUUCGCAAAAGGCCAAGGCAUUAUCACUGAACUGGUGUCGGCAUGGGCCUGUGAUCUCGAAAUGACUCCUGACGACCUCCGGCGGCUCACGAAGCUGCCAUUUCCCACUGGGUCCGAGUCUCAGGAAGACGGCAUCGACUUGCAUUUUGUGCGGGCGAGACGACGAUUUGCUCGGUCCUUGGAGCUGGAUUCGUUGCUAGUCAACUGCGCCUCAGAGCAGCUGGUGCGGUGGGACCGGGACCGUGACCAGAUCGACAAGCUGGCCAAGGCUUCGGCUUUCCUCUCGGCCGUCUCCAGUAGCAUACUCAAGAAUGGUGUGGGCCUGAUCAUAUGGAAGACAUUCUUGCAAAAACGAUUCGAAGCAUUAGUUCUGCUAAUGGAAAAGAUGGGAAAGACACCCAAGGACCGCAUCUGUAGGAGAGAUGUGGAGAUCAGUGACAUUCACCUGGAGCCGUUUGUGCGGUUUUGCACAGAAGUAUUGGACGCAAUUGUUGACGCCUCUCUGGGCCCGGAAGCCGAGACCCUGCCAGUGCUGCCGCAGGGGGAGCCCCUGUGGGAAGGGGCCCCGCAGGACGCGUCGCGGCCGCAGUCGCUCGUGGCGCACGCACUCGGCCAGCGCGUGCCCAACAUGGCGUCGGUGCGGCACCACCAGCUCUUGGCCACCGUGGUCCAGGUCGUGGUGCUGUUUGGCAUGCGCUCAGUGCGGCCCCUGUCCCUCUUCACGCCCACGGUGCGCAAGGCGUUCUUUCAGGACUUGCACGCGCCACUCCUGGCACCAAGCGCCAGGACGUCGUCGUCACUCACGUCGUCACCGCAGCAGAGCUUCCUCCUGCGCGCCGCAUCAGCUGUGAUGCAGUCCCUGCCCGACAACCCGGAUAACAGUGUGCUUGGCUCGACCUUCGGCUGGAUGAACCGGCUACUCGACUUGGCCUGCAGCUGGGGCGAGGACCGAGACCUGGUGCGACGGCACUGCGUGUGCGAGCUCUAUUCGGCCGGCCACGACAUCCUCGCGCAGGAGGUGUCCUUGGCAGUCAAGGACAAGGCCCAGCUGGCCUCGUGCCUUCUGGUGAUCGCUGGGCAGCGCAUGCACCACCUGCUCUUCAUGAACGACGGCCACCGACCCAGCCAGAUGGCGCUGCUGUCGCCUCACAUCAGCACUUGGAUUCUGUCCCUGGACCUCAGCAACCUUCGUUGCUGCAAUCCGCCAACAAUGCAAACAAUGAACCUCCUUCAGAACAUAGUCAACAUGCUUCCGGAAGAUCACUCGGAACACCGACUGGCAUUAUCCUUGUUAGAUGUCCUGGAAUCCCUACCCAAGCCUUCUUAGCCACAAGCCAACGUUGUGUAGGCAACGUUCAUGUGAUAUCAGUUCAGGGUCUGCGGUGACAGCUGUGACUGACUCAACGUUCAGCUGGUUCCUUGAUGAAACCAACGUUUAGCUGUGGCACUGCGUCUAACUUGAUGAUGGCUGACAGGCCCCAUAGUGAAGACAUGGUGCGUGUUUGACCGGUGAACUUCCGACAGAUGAAUUUUCCACCUGAUUAAUUUUUGACAGGUGGACCUCUUAACAGGUGGAUUUUGUGUUGUGUCCUUUGACACUGAUUGUCUGCAAGCGAUGCACGUUCGUUGAACCGUUUUUAAUUUUCUGCGCACGUGAAGGCACCACCGUAGUUGCAAGUCAUAGAAGGCUUUAGUCUCAGAAGAUUAUUUGUUUAUCGUCUACGUCGUUUCAGAAGCUAUGUUGUGUUAACAGUCUUGUUUUAAAAUGCUGGGCCACAUGUAUAAACAAUGAAAUUAAUGACUGCAGCUCGUUUGCUGGCUUCUCUUAGUCUUUACUAAGCAGUGUCAGAAUGCUAAUCAUUCUUUGUGAUCACAUCAGAAGUGGCUUUCUGCUGAUCUUUAGUCUUGCCUAAGUGAUGCCAGACCUGCUGCGUUCCUCAUACCAGCUAACUUAGGGUGCUGAUUGUCAGCCAAUACUUCAGCACCUCAUAACCUGUGUCAGCCGUCUAGAUUGCGUGAUGGUGACAAUACUUACUUCUUCAGGUCAAUCAGUGCUCUUGACAAUGCUUGCGGUGAUGUCAGGAAUACUCCCUUUUAGCUGUCGGAGUACGGUGAUACUUGUGUCCAUAGCCGAGGUACUAAAUCACGUACUCGUCGACACAGGGGCAUGGUUAAUGUUCUUAGGCCCAGUGAUGUGUAAGCUGCUAGUCUGUCGAAUCCUUAGCUUUGUCAUGUUGAUAGGACAACUAAGGGUGAUUUUAACAUGUCAUAGUGCUAUGUCAUGGCAUCGGAGCUUGAAGUCUCAUUGUGUAUAUGAAACAGCAACUCCUCUUAGCACGCUUUAAGCACUGAUACAGAAGUAUUGAUGUGCAACUCUGAAAAGCUGGCAAAGGAAGUAAAUAUACAACAAAUAUGCACAGAUUAUGCACCACAUAACAUUGCCAAUGCCAGAGAUGCUGUUCUCAUGGUAACAGGGUGCCCUUUUCGCUGAGUUCCCUUACUGCUAGAGUCGUCGUGGAAUUUUAAAGUUUUGCUGACAAAAACUGCAUUGUGGUUGCAGUUUCCUUGGCAUUGAUGAAACGAUUGUCAGCUCCUGUACUUGUGUUUGAUCAAUUCCUCUAAAUUUCCCAAUUGUUGUUGGCCUGUCAACAGCAAGUCUGAGACCUAGCAGUCCUGUACGCCAAUGGCAGUGCAAGGGAUUCUAAGCAAGAGAUUCUACAUUCUAAGCUUGUUUAUUUUCACCGUAUUCUACGUCAAAAUUGGCUGUAAAAAAAAAAGAACGAAAGCAAGACUGGAAGAAUUAACUUUUGCAGACGUUUAGACAGUAUGUCUGUUUCAAAGUGUAAAAGGUGGUUUGCAGAUGUGCAGUCUUAGUCAGAAGUUUAGUAGCCUCCUCAUACAAGAAAAAAUCUUCAUCCAAGCGCUCUCGUGGGAGCUUGGGGCUUUGGAUUGGCUAAAGCUCUGCAGUUAGACAGUGGCUUCAAACUAUUUUAACAGACUAUAACAGUAUCUUAUGGCCAUAAAUUCAGCAUAUUUACUGUGUCAUCUCACUGUACAUAAUUUUAAAUGGCCAGAAUUUACAGCAGCAGCAGUAUUUGUGCUGCAUUGCAUAAACAGUUGAAGUGAGCUUACUUUUAGCUAAGAGCGUACAACAAUACGAGACAGCAAGGAAACAAAACAUUUAUUUCAUUACAUACUGAGAUUGCUUGUAAUUACAGAGCCUAGGGCAACUUCUUCCUCUAUGUCCGUGAUUUUGUCUGGACUUUGUCUUCUUGUUCUGUAAAGAAAAUAAAUGUACAAAGGGGUUUCUGAAUUAGCCACUUUUCGCGCUCAAGUCAAGUUGAAAGGGUUGAAUAUGCACUAUUUUCCUUAUUUGUUUGUCAAUGACAGUUGCAUGCACUUCUUGCAGAGACAUUUGUCGCCUAUUGUAGUGUCGAACCUCAACAUAGCGCAUUAUCGAAUGUCACAAAAUAAAUCUUUGUUCCUUUUUUUUC
Molecule: messenger RNA, 6432 nt
Organism: Dermacentor andersoni
Lineage: Eukaryota; Metazoa; Arthropoda; Arachnida; Ixodida; Ixodidae
Product: rab3 GTPase-activating protein non-catalytic subunit-like
Biological process (GO): regulation of GTPase activity
Source: RefSeq, a predicted model, not a curated record